AUGGCGCUUGGGUCCGAAGGCAGCGACUCAUCCCUCCACUUUCCGCGUAUUCUAUGUCUCCACGGUGGUGGCACCAACGCUCGCAUCUUUCGAAUGCAAUGCCGUGCUUUCAAGUACCACCUCGGCAGCGAAUUCCGUUUUGUCUUCGCAGAAGCUCCUUUCCCUGCAAGACCAGGUCCCGACGUCACUGCCGUGUAUAGCAAUUGCGGCCCGUUUCGCGGCUGGCUCCGGCCGGUGGACGAGACUGAAGAUCAGGACUUCUAUGCCGCCGAAGCUUCUAUGUUAAUCCAGAACUCCAUCAACACCGCCACCAUUGCCGACAACCAUCUCGGCGCAACUGGCGAGGUUGUUGGGGUUCUGGGCUUUAGCCAAGGCGCCAGGAUCGCAGCCAGCCUCCUCUAUAACCAGCAACUGCGUUGUCAACAGCUUGAUGGUGGCUCUGAGAUGAAAACAAACAGCGUAAUGAACUGGCCAAACUUUCGCUUUGCUGUUUUACUAGCAGGACUUGUUCCUCCACUGCAGCCCUCUGCCAUACCGCCCUUGCUGCAAGACGACGCUCCUGGCUGGGAAGGGCUACAUCUCCAUGACAAGCUGCAGCUGCCUACGGUCCAUGUCCACGGCCUCAAAGAUGUAGGGCUGGAGUUCCACCGGCAUCUGGCCAAACGGUACUGUAUUCCCGGCUCAUAUACUAUCAUCGAGUGGCAGGGUGAACACCGCGUACCCAUCAAGACCAAGGACGUUUUUCCUGUCGCGGAGCAGAUGUUACGUCUCGCGCAGUGA
This is a messenger RNA of Hirsutella rhossiliensis, 780 nucleotides long. RefSeq names its product serine hydrolase (FSH1) domain-containing protein. Lineage: Eukaryota; Fungi; Ascomycota; Sordariomycetes; Hypocreales; Ophiocordycipitaceae. The transcript is spliced from 2 exons. Gene Ontology annotation, cellular component: cytoplasm; nucleus. The record is from RefSeq and is a predicted model, not a curated record. Bases 1 to 780 code for a protein of 259 amino acids. Gene Ontology annotation, biological process: secondary metabolite biosynthetic process.